AUGUCUGUGCCUAGUUUAUAUUUUGGUGAAGAAAAUGAAGAAAUGGAGACAUCCGGUGCUUUAAAUGAAAAUAUUCCCCAACAAUCCUCCCUCGUUGAUUUACAUCAAAUUCCCGGUGAACUUUGGCUAACUCGCAGAAGAAUUGAGGCUGGAGUUAGAGAACAAAGAAAGCAAAGAGAAAUGUUAACAAAUGUUCAGGAAAGAUUGGCACAAUGCCGAUUAGAAAGAACAAAACAAUCAAAAUUUGAAAGAAGAAUUACUAGUCCAUUUCGUUUGCCACGUAGUCACUCACCUCCAAAUUCUUCUGAAAGAUUUGCCCCAACAUGUCAUCUUCCCGACAGACCCAGUACUUCCCAUAAAAGACAACAAAGUAGUACAUUUGCCAUAACUACUGGAGAUGAAUUUUCAAGGAAUAUAUUUAAUGAAGAUGAAAGUAUUAAUAUACCAGAAAGACAAUUUAGAAAUCGUUUAACUGCAUUAGAGCAACAAAUGGAACGUUUAAAUUUAUUUACUGCUCAAUCACUUUCCUCAAAAUUAGAAGAAGAAAAUUUUUUUCAAGAAAAAACUAAAAAAGAAUUAAUUAUUAAAAGAAAAACAAAAGAAUUAAUUGAAGAAUUUGCUAAAUUAAAAAGAAAAAUUAAUCAAUUGAGAGAAAAUACUAAAUUGGAAUUAAAAGAGGUUAAUUCUGAAUUUGGAGAAAGAAUGGAUGCAUUAAUGAGACAAUUAAAAAGAGAAAUUAUUUUGUUAAUUUCCUCCUAUGAAGAUGCAGAAACUCGAGCAGAAUUAUCAGAAAAUCGUUUAAAAGAAAUAUUCGAAAAAAUAUGGGCAAUUCCAUCUUUAAAUAAUGAAAAUAUUGAAAAUUCUUUUUCUUCAAUUUCUUUUAAUAAUUACCUCCCUUCUAUGGAUAAUUUAAUAAUUGCUAUACGUUUAUCAAUUGACCGGGCAUCUUCUUCUUCUUUAGAGGCAUAUCGAGCAAAAGCAAGAGAAGAAUUAACGAAUGAACGAUUAAAAAAUGAAAGAGAAUUGAAAAAUAUUGAAAGAGAAGCAAAACUCCAAUUAGAACGCCGAGAGUCUGAAUGGGCUGCUGAACGUCUCGAGCUUUUAACUGAAUUAGAAAAUGAAAGAGCUAAUAAAUCUAUUGAGAGUGAAAAAAUAGAAGCUAAAAGGGUAGAAAUGGAUAAAUCACAAUUAAGAAUUCAGAGUUUGGAGGAGCAAUUAAAUCGUCUCUCAACAGAAUUGGCUGCUGAAAGAAAUAAAUAUUUAACAGAAUUAAUUGAAAACAAUGAAAGAUUCCAAACAGAAAUUACCGAAUAUCAAACAACUAUUGUCGAUUUAGAGGAACAAUUAUUUGCUGAACAAAAAGAACGUCAAACAAUUAAAGAAUUAACAAAUGAAUUAAAAGAAGCAAAGAAUGCAUUAAAUGAAGAAUUGCUUGCAGCUUCAACACGUUUAUCUAAUGUAGAAACCCAAUUAGGCAUUGCUCUACAAAAUACAGAGGAGAUAACUACAAAACUUCGUAGAGAAGGACGGGAUUUGGCUAUGAAACUUGUAGAUACUGAAGCAGAAAUUGAAACACUUAAAGAACAAUUAAAAACAUCUGAAAAACGAUUAAAAAAAGAAAGAGAUGAAUGGCAUGCAGAUAUUGAACGUGCAGACAAAGAUUGGAAAGCACAAAGUAAAUUACUUACAAAAGCAGAAACACAAAAAAAAGAAUUAAUUAAAGAAUUAAAUAUAGCUAAUUCUAAAUUAAAUGAAAUUGAACUUAAAUUGGAAUCUCGAAUUAAAAAAGAACAAACUUUACGUACAGAAUUAAUUAAAGUAAAAGAAGAAUUGGCAGAAGAGAGAAUUCAGGCAGAAAAUGUUUUUGAGGAGAAAGAAAAGGAAUUUAAAAAAGAAAUGGAAAGAUUAAAAUUUGAAUUAAAUGAACGUUUAAAUGAAUUAACAUUAGCAAUUGAAAAAGAAGCAGAAUUAACUGUUAAACUUGAAGAUGCUGAACACAGACUUACUAAAGCGAGUGAAUUAUGUAAAAGAUUAACUAAAGAACUGGAUGAACUUAGUGAAAAAAGUUUUGUUCAAACUACCUCAACAGAAAAAUUGUUAGCCGAUUUGGAUGAGGCAAAAGGGGAAAUAAUUAUUUAUAAAGGUUCUUUAGAAGAACAAAAACGUCGAAAUAUUCAAUUAGAAACAGAAAUUAGACAAUUAGAAAAAGAAUGUGUCAGAAAUGAAAAUAUUUUUGAAAAAUGGAAAAAUAAAGAAGAAAAACAAAAAUUAAAUAUUAAAGAAGAUUUAAAUUCUCUUGAAAUUUUAAUUAAAAAUUGGGAAGAAAAAAUAUUUGGAAAUUUAUUAAAAAAUGAAGAUAAAUUGACAAAAAGAGUAAAAGAAUUAAUUGAAGAAUUAUUUAGACAAAAUAUUAAAAAAAUAAAUGAAUUAGAAAAUGAAAAUGUUCUUUAUUCAAAUAAAUUAAUUUCUGAACAACAAAAAAUAAUUAGUAAUUUAAAAGAGGAAAUUUCUUUAAAAAAUAAUGAAUUAAAUAAACUUUUAAAUUUAUUUGAAAAAUCAAAAAAUGAAAAAGAAAUUAAAUUAAAUGAAGAAUAUUCUGAAGCUGAAAGGGAUUGGCUAAAAAGAAAAAGAAUUUUGGAAAGACGUUUAGAAGAAUUGGAACAAACUUUGAAUAUUGAGAGAACUGAAAAUAUUAAAGAAAUUGAAAAGGUAAAGUUUUUAAUUAAAUAUUAA
Messenger RNA from Meloidogyne enterolobii, 2733 nucleotides. NCBI's taxonomy places the organism in Eukaryota, Metazoa, Nematoda, Chromadorea, Rhabditida, Meloidogynidae. The record is from the annotation of a GenBank genome assembly.